Didymodactylos carnosus is the source of this 1092-nucleotide messenger RNA. NCBI's taxonomy places the organism in Eukaryota, Metazoa, Rotifera, Eurotatoria, Philodinida, Philodinidae. The record is from the annotation of a GenBank genome assembly.
AUGGCAGCAACUGUACGAACCCAACAAAAAGAUGCAAAUAGUCAGUUUAGCAAUACGGAUAAUCAUAGUUUUGUUGGUUUUGCAAAUCUUCCAAAUCAAGUUCAUCGAAAAAUAGCAAAAAAAGGUUUUGAAUUUACAUUGAUGGUAGUUGGUGAGAGCGGUUUAGGCAAGGCAACGUUAAUUAAUAGCUUAUUUUUGACGGAUCUCUAUCCUGAACGUCAUAUUGCAACGGCUCAAGAGAAGAUUCGUCAUACAGUGAAAAUAGAAGCAUCAACAGUUGAAAUCGAAGAGCGUGGUGUCAAAGUUCGUUUAACAGUUGUUGAUACACCUGGUUUCGGUGAUUCGAUUAAUACAUCAGAAUGUUAUAUGCCCAUUAUACAAUACAUCGACAACCAAUUUGAACGAUAUCUUGAUGAUGAAAGUGGUCUGAAUAGACGAAACAUAUCUGAUAAUCGUGUACAUUGUUUAUUUUAUUUUAUAUCCCCAUUUGGACGUGGUUUAAAACCAUUGGAUAUUGAGACAAUGAAAGCUUUGCAUCAUAAAGUCAAUAUAGUUCCUAUUAUUGCUAAAGCAGACGCAUUUACUCUUGAUGAACUGGCAAAUAUGAAACAACAUAUUCUUGAACAAAUACGUGAACAUUCGAUACAUAUAUAUCAGAUACCAGAGAGUGACUCAGAUGAGGAUGAUGAAUUUAAAGAACAAAACAAGCAGUUGAAGAAUGCUGUACCAUUUGCCGUUGUUGCUUCUCCUCAAACGUUAGAAGUAAAAGGGAAAAAAGUUCGUGGUCGAAUGUAUCCAUGGGGACUAAUUGAAGUUGAAAAUCCGGAACAUUGUGAUUUUAUUAAAUUACGAACAAUGCUCAUUACACAUAUGCAAGAUCUUCAAGAAGUAACACAUGAAAUUCAUUAUGAAAACUAUCGUUCAGAAAAAUUAAAUCCAGCAAGACGAAAACAAAUUCAGAGUGAUGAAAAUAUGUCAGAAGAACAAAAGAAAAUAAUGAAAGAAAAAGAUGACGAACUUCGUCGCAUGCAAGAAAUGUUAGCAAAAAUGCAAAUGGAAAUGGCUGAAAAACAACAUCAUACAUCAGCCUAA